AUGGCGGAGGGUUAUACUUAUUCCCGCGGAGGUUAUUACCCAUUCUACGUCGGCGUAUAUCAGCUUGUGGAUGAUCCUUCAACGGAUUCAAUAAUCUCAUGGAGCAAAAGCAACAAAAGCUUUGUCGUUUGGAAUCCGGAAGAGCUUUUUCGCAGAAAGCUUCUUUGGAAAUUCGCUUUCACCGAGAUGUCACAUUUCAUCAAGGAGCUUGACAUUUGUGGAUUUGUAAGAAAUAAGAAGUCUCAACAUUUGGAAUAUGGGCAUAAGAAAUACUUUGUGAGAGGUCGACCUGAGCUUUUGAAGACGAUGCAUUCCAAAAGUACCAGGGCUAGGGAGAAGCGAAGAUCUAAAGAAAAGAAAGCUAAAGCGGAAAUAGAGAAACGCUUGAAUGAUUUACUUAUUAAAUGA
This is a messenger RNA of Microthlaspi erraticum, 408 nucleotides long. Lineage: Eukaryota; Viridiplantae; Streptophyta; Magnoliopsida; Brassicales; Brassicaceae. The record is from the annotation of a GenBank genome assembly.